CUGCAGUGCAGAGCGCUGGAGUAGUGAUCGGUCGGCCAUGGAGUCGAGGCACAGGAAGGCGGCAUCUGGCCGGUUCUUCUGCUUCUUCCUCGAAUCAGUGAAUAAUGGCGGCGCGGGCGGCGGCGGCAACCUCGAGCUCGAGACCUGCUUCCUGUGCAAGCGCGGCAUCGCCUCGGACCACCACGCCUACAUGUACAGGGGCGAUGCGGCGUUCUGCAGCGAGGACUGCAGGCAGGAGCAGAUGGACAUGGACGCCGCGCUGGCCGCCGUCGCGCGCCGGCACCGCGCGCUGCUGAUAUUCAGGCCGCCGUCGUCCUCUUCGCGGGCCGGCUUCACCGUCCACGCCCCCGCAGUGUCAGGCUUCACCGUCCACCUAGGUUGUUAGCUGUGAUCUGCUCAUCGCCC
Molecule: messenger RNA, 405 nt
Organism: Hordeum vulgare subsp. vulgare (domesticated barley)
Lineage: Eukaryota; Viridiplantae; Streptophyta; Magnoliopsida; Poales; Poaceae
Product: FCS-Like Zinc finger 3-like
Exons: 1
Coding region: 38-385 (115 amino acids)
Source: RefSeq, a predicted model, not a curated record